This is a messenger RNA of Paramormyrops kingsleyae, 2398 nucleotides long. It is a transcript of the gene dhrs9, whose product is annotated as dehydrogenase/reductase (SDR family) member 9. Gene Ontology annotation, cellular component: intracellular membrane-bounded organelle. The record is from RefSeq and is a predicted model, not a curated record. NCBI's taxonomy places the organism in Eukaryota, Metazoa, Chordata, Actinopteri, Osteoglossiformes, Mormyridae. Gene Ontology annotation, biological process: steroid metabolic process. Gene Ontology annotation, molecular function: oxidoreductase activity.
CGCUGUAUGCUUACAACUGGCUUUUGAGUUCCGGAAGAUUUACUUAAAGAGGCUCAUAUAUAUUAUUCAAACGUCAGUUCAUUUGUGAUAGUAGUUCUGCAACGGUCCGUGAUCAGAAAUGUUCCUGUAUAUCCUUUGCCUGGCUGCCUUAUAUUUUCUGUAUCGGUGGUACAGAGAGAGCAAGACAGUUCCUAAUAAAUCGGACAAAUAUGUCUAUAUCACCGGCUGCGACUCGGGGUUCGGAAACCUUCUGGCAAGGCAUCUGGACAAGCGGGGCUUCUGCGUGAUUGCCGCAUGCUUCACGGAAAAGGGGGAGGAGGACCUACAGAAGGGCUCCUCCAAUAGGCUCGCCACCGUCCACCUUGACGUCACCAAAACCGAAAGCGUCAGAAAAGCAGCAGAUUUCCUCAAGAAUAAGGUUGGGGGUAAAGGCCUGUGGGGCGUGGUUAACAAUGCUGGUGUCUCAAUACCAUCGGGGCCCUGUGAUUGGCUCUCAAUUGAGGAUUACAAGUCCAUGCUGGAUGUGAAUCUUCACGGCGUCAUCGCCGUGACCCUGAGUGUGCUUCCACUCAUCAAGAAGGCCAAAGGGCGCGUGGUGAAUGUGGCCAGUGUCUUCGGUAGGAUAAGUCCGUUCGGUGGACCAUAUUGCGUCUCCAAGUACGGAGUGGAGGCCUUCAAUGACAGCCUGAGGAGAAACAUGGUGCCAUUUGGAGUUAAAGUCCUAUGCAUCGAACCGGGCUUUUUCAGAACCAGUGUGACUGACAUUGACAUUUUACGUGAUUGCGCUAAGAAAUUGUGGACAAAAUUACCGCAGGAAAUCAAAGAUGAAUAUGGGAGCAAUUACUUGGAUAAAGUGGAGACGAUGUUGAAGGAGAAGUUCAUGAAGAUGCCAGAUGGGGACCUGAUGAAGGUGGUGAGCUGCAUGGAGCACGCCCUUUCUGCAGUCCACCCUCGCACACGCUACUCGCCUGGGUGGGAUGCAAAGUUUUUCUGGAUCCCACUGUCCUAUAUGCCAACCUGCAUUGCUGAUUACUUAUUACUUAAAGAUGCAAUCUUCCCAGAGAAGUCUGUAAUCUAGCCAUUUCCGUUUGUCAAGUCUUGUUGAGACUUAUAAACUAGUAUUGUUUCUCGUAUUGUCACCUAAUCAAUAAUGAUGUAACCGGUGCUUUUAUAUAAUAAACUUUAGGACCUGUUGCAGUACUCUGUAAUAUGGUCAUAAAGACAAACUGAGCAGAUGUGCCUGUGAAUGAAUGAGAUCAGUUUAUCUGGAUCAGAUUUACGAUAUUACAAAGUACAAUCUCUCUAUGUAUGGAGCACAUUAAAAUAUUUACAGUGGCUUCAGGUAAUAAAGGAAUUGGCUUCAUCACAAUUUGGAAACUACAAAGUUGGAUCUAUUUAAGUGGGUGUUUCUUCUUUCUUUUAACACAGGACUAAAAUACGCUCAGAAGUGUACCUUUCAGAAGCUUAAACUGUUAGCUUAACUAAGCUAAGUAACUGCAACUGUGGUGCUGUAAUAGUGUUACUUAUAUUAAACAUGCUGUCUUAGGGAAAUUAAACCAUUUCAGAACAGUGAAAGUAGCAGCAUCUUAAAUUCAGGGAAACAGCCAUAUAGUUUAGACAGCAUUGCUGCAUGUUUUAGGACUACAGAGGAACUGGAAGAAAGCCAUACAGUUCACUCAGGGCUGGGGGUGGGAAUAAAAUCCAUAAUCCUGGAAUUCACAACAGUCUAUUUUCAGAAAGUUUAUUGUAUAGAAUGGUUAAACUAGCAGAAAUGACGGUGUAAUCUGGAUAUAGGAACCAGGACAUCGAACAGAACGCUUCAGGCCAUUCUGUAAACCAGCAAUUCUCAACCCAUGGGUCGUGACCUAAAUUUGGGUCACAGCAAGGAUCGCAAGGCAGAGUUGAAAAUGUAUGCAUUUUAAAACCAGCAAGCUGCUAUGCUGAUCCACAAUCAGAUUUCCCAGCCCCAAUCCUGGAAUUAACCUGUAUAAAUGGGUCUUAGAUCUGCAAAUGUUUAGCGCAAAACUAGUAAACAUUUGACCAAUCCAAGAAGCGAAAGCACAGAUGCUUAAUUUAAAAUUCAUUGACAUAUCCAAUCAGAUUUGUGUGAUAGGCAUUGAUUGGUGAAGCAGUGUGCACCCUGGUAAGUUUGUUAUACCAGAUUAUAUAAUGCAAACUUUAUAAAUUAUAUAAUUAAUUGUCUUUUUUAAUCAGUUAAUAUAGUAUAUUUUAAUGAUCUGAUAUAUAAUUGCAGUUCUUAAUUUGAAUCUUGGGGUCUGCAGUUAAAGUGUUUUUAAUGGUGUGAAAUAAACAAAACAUUCACAAUAUUAUGAAGAAAAUGUAAUCCAUCUACCAGUAUGGGUGGAAUAAUGGCUCAGUAAGGAGAAUUUUGAUCUCA